Messenger RNA from Aspergillus saccharolyticus JOP 1030-1, 4718 nucleotides. RefSeq lists its product as uncharacterized. The transcript is spliced from 6 exons. The record is from RefSeq and is a predicted model, not a curated record. Gene Ontology annotation, cellular component: membrane. NCBI's taxonomy places the organism in Eukaryota, Fungi, Ascomycota, Eurotiomycetes, Eurotiales, Aspergillaceae. Bases 438 to 4640 code for a protein of 1400 amino acids.
CCUCUUCCUCCACUUGAAUUCUGCGCCAAACUCGACAGAUUCGGGCCCAUUAUCUGCUUUCCCCCUUUGUCGCAUCUUCACAGGCUUCUUACUGCCUCCAUUCAUUGUUCUGCUACCGGCCAACCCCACUGUGUUCCGCAUCUCGUGGUUAGUGUAACACGGCACCCAAGGGAGGUGUAUACAUACUUGCUCGCUUGUGGUUAUACUCCGCACCGGCGCAUUCGCUCCCCCUCGACACCACAUCGCAGGGUUGCUUAUACUACAAGCUGCUUGCUGCCAUUGAAAACUAUGCGAUCAUAUAUUCUGAAUUGAGUUUCCUAAUAUAGCAACACAUUAAAGCGUGGUUGUGUCGCGCAGUCGUGUCACCUUUGUCGCCGCAGGGUCGCCGCAAGCUUACGCUGUAGCAAGUUAUCCUUUAAGCAGCAAUCGCCCGAACCAUGACCACAGAGAGUAUUCGAGCAACAGAGCACGCAGACAACAUGUCCUCCGAUCCAGCGUCCAGCAGCAACUCACGUCCAGUCUCGUCACAUCGCCGACAGCCUUCGCAAGGCUGGCCCGCUGCUGACCACGAACACGACAGGGAGAAUUAUUCCAUGAAUGCGAUGAAACACAACGUGCCUUACAUCCCUGAAAGGCCACACGGCAGCCGUGCAACCCGCUCAGGUUCCACAAACAAAGGCAGAGGGAAAGCUCUCAAAGAAGAAAGCACAGAGCGAAAGGACCGGCUACCGACUUUAGAACCAUCACUAUGGUCCGAGGCGAAUGAGCCGCUACCGGCCGCAAACAUGAAGAACACUGGCGGCAAUGGCCUCAAGGGGCCAAGGCCCGAUACCCAGGCAUCUCCCAUAGACCGAUCGAAUACCCGUCGGUCUACGACGGACCGUGCACAGCCCUUAGCUUCGGAUCGCUCGCCUCUUCAACUGCUAGAGGUGUCCCUGAAAGAGAAAAAGAGAGCACGGGUGCUGGAAGCUGAGAUGAAAUUGAAAGAACGGAUGCAGAGGGAGGCCGAAGGCCGAGAAUCGGCAACGUCACAACCCUCAGAUUGGGUAAACCCAAGAGCAGCAGGUCGCGAGGAUACUGCGCGAACCGGGACUGGGCAGGCUCCUAGACAGAAGCAGCCCACCACACAAGGUGCCAGACGACCGGAUCAUCGACGCUUCCCUUCGGAGAGCCAGGCAGAGUAUGGGCCCCUGGAACAAAAUCCGUACGAGAAGCCCAAGUCCUCGCGCCCCAGAGCACCAUCGCUGCAGGAUCCAGCGGCGUACCCGACUGACGAUGGCCCUUACUCUAGCGCCCGAAUUCCGGACCCGGCAGUAGUGAAUAGAGGCAGUGCUCCUAGACGUACAGUCACCGUGAGCCAUAGACCUGGAGGGCCGCCCAUGGGCCCACGAGCAAUGAACACGAGCGGACACCAGAAUUCGCGCACGCAUGGCCCCGUUGCCCAUGACUCGAACCAAUCCAGGCAAAAUAAGAUGGCGUCUAUCAGCAGAAAGGAUGUAGCGAACCAACCAGAGACCAGGAACACUGGGCCUCUGAACCAGAAUGAAUUCAUGAUACCUAAAGGCAGACCACUGCCACAAGCUGGCUUGGACGCGACUUCCGCAAUUCCGAAGUCACUGCCCCCACAGAAUGCUGCAAACAAUCUUGCUAGCGUUACGACCGAGCUAUCUACUCCCCUAGUUGCGGAUCUGAGCGCUGACUUGAGCCGCGAAACUUUCGGAACAGAAACCAGUGCACCGUCAAAACCCAAAGUCUCGUUCAACGUGCCGCCACCUACACCCCCUCCGCUGUCAGAGUGGAAGACUGCGCAAGUUGCUCGGCUAGGGGCUUCCGACUUCGACUUCCAGCGAUUGGAUGCAGAUCGAAGCAAAGCUUGGUGGGAAGGCGGAACGAGCAACAACCGUCGGCGCAGCAGGGCACUACCAAGCGACUUUCCGCACAGAUCACAGACUCAGAAGUCAACAGGUAGCAAACGCUUCCAGCCACCAAUAUUCCUUAAAUGUGGACCUUUGCUUCGAUAUGGCGGACUUAGGCGCAUCCGUAUCGAUGGGCCCAAUGGACCAUUCAACAAGGAGACAUGGAGAGGUAGCAUCCUCAUUGUGACGCAAGACUCACGCUCAUCCUAUGAGCCACGGCCGAGUCUAAAGUUGUUUUCGCAACCAAUGGAUCUACUCCCACCUCCACCAGUCCAGGUAGAUGGAGAGGAAGCUCGCCUUGCACCCGAGUAUGUCGAUCCUACGGCGGGAUUGGUGAAGUUAGGGCGCGACGGGCGCGCUCUCUACGUCAAACCAGUGGACCAUAUUGACGAAGAGAUGGACCUCUCGAUUAUCGAGAACGAUGAUGGCCUCUACGAGAUGUCUCCCAGCAUGGUCGACUAUAGUAGCGAGGGUGUCAAGCAAACUAUGCCGGCCAAUCGUCUUCACCAAAUGGACGGAGAAACUGCGGGGAGUUACACCGAGGUCACCGGAGCCCGCCUCUAUGCGGAUCCAGGGCGCGAUGUGACAUUUUGGAGGUUCAACAUUGAGGUUGAACUGGGCCCAACUCAACAACGAAUCGCCUAUAGGCUGAAUCAGGGCCCAGCCAUAGGGUUCUGGGUUCCCGCACGGGGACAAUCUAUGAACGUGGUGUUCCAUACAGGCAACGGCUUUAGCCCAGCUGUCGACUCCAAUAAGCUGUGUGGGCCUGAUCCUCUGUGGCGUGAUAUUCUGACCGAGCAUCAGACCCAGCCGUUCCACGUUAUGAUUGGUGGGGGUGAUCAGAUCUUCAACGACAAGGUCAUAGCACAGACAGCGCAUUUUCAGGAGUGGGUCAAAAUCAAGGGUUUGGGUGAAAAGUAUGAUGCAUCGUUCACAGCGGAGUUUCGAGCCGAGUUGGAGGACUUCUAUCUCGGAAAUUACUCGACGUGGUUCUCGCAAGGACUCUUCUCCCUGGCUGGCUCUCAAAUUCCCAUGGUGAACAUGUGGAACGACCACGAGAUCAUUGAAGGCUUUGGUUCUUAUCCCGAGGAGUUCAUGAACUGUGCCGUUAUCUCGGGCCUCGGAAACAUUGCUUUCAAAUACUACCUCUUGUUCCAGCAUCAUAGUGUUCCAGAGGAGACCGAGGCGGAGGAGCCGAGCUGGCUUCUUGGAGCUCAACCAGGCCCAUACAUUGAUCAGAAGAGUCGGCAUCUCUUCAUGUCCCUGGGCGACGGCCUGGCUUUCCUUGGACUAGAUUGUCGCACAGAGCGAAUGACGGAUGAAAUUCUCAGUGAACAGACUUGCGAUCUGAUCUGGGAUAGAUGUCAUCGCGAGAUAUCGAGGGGUGAGACCAAGCACCUGAUUGUGUCUUUGGGUAUUCCAUUAGCAUACCCCAGAGUGGCGAUGGUCAAGAAUAUUCUCAACAGCCGCAAGUCCUUGGGCAAAGCCGGUCUUUUUGGCGGCUUGGUUAACAAGAAUGGUGGCAAAGUAGAAAUCUUUGACGACCAUUGGACGGCCAAACACCACAAGUCUGAGCGGACAUAUCUGAUCGAGGAUCUUCAGGAUCUGGCCGCCGAGAAAUCAGUUCGAAUUACUAUUUUGAGCGGUGAUGUCCACCUGGCCGCUAUCGGCCAGUUCUACUCAAACCCGAAGUUGAAUAUCCCCAAAGACCAAGACUACCGGUACAUGCCCAACAUCAUCUCCUCGGCCAUCGCGGAUCUACCUGAGACAGAGAUGAUUUCCGAUAUGCUGAACAAGCGCAACCGGGUGCAUCACAUGGAUACCAACACGGACGAGGAUAUGAUUCCCAUCUUCACCCAUGAUGUGAACAACAAACCCCGUAACAAUAAGAGACUGCUACCGCGACGGAAUUGGUGCUCCAUUCGUCGAUACCAACCAGGUGCUACGCCGCCCGGGACGCCGCGGCCUGCACUGAGGGCAGGCGCGGAGGAGCCUCGCCCGCGGAAGCUGAAGAGGACUCUAUCGCUGACGCGUGGGGAUAAGCCUCCCAGCGGAGGCCUAUUCCGUCGGCUUUCUGGCCGGGGUCCACCACCCACGAAGGAUUUCAACCUGGGUGAGGCCCCAAUAGGCCGGCGGAUGAGCAUGGACGGGCACUUCCCGUCGACUGAAUCUGGGAAUGGCUAUUUCCCGCCUAAGGAGUUUCAACCCGGCUUCUUACAGCGCCGCCCAACAAAUGCUAGCCAGAAGGCGAGCAACCGUGCUGGUAGAGGCCUCGAUGCAAUCAUUGACAUGGAGGAAGGACUAGCUAUUACGCUCAACCUAGAGCUCAACCCCAAGGAUCCGGCAGGUAUUACGACCCCAUACAAAUUGCUGGUUCCUGCACUUCGGUACGAAGGGUUGGAUUUUGACCAACCGGCCGCUCCGGUGGCCAAGGGCUGGAAGAAGUGGUUGGGAGUCCGGGGGUCCAACAGAGAGAGAAAACCAGCGGAGGAUACGGAGGUAGAGGACGAGGAGGAUGACGAUUUGAGUGACGAAGAGGACGAAGAGGACGGAGGAGGCUACGAGAAUCCUCGGGAGAGAUCCGGUGGAGUAGUCGGUGCAGGCAAUGGAAUGGGGCCGGCCGGGCUGGUCGGUGCAAGCGAGGAAGAUGUGGAGGCGGAAGAGGGCGAUAAGGAGGAGAUGACUUCUUCCAAGCGGAAAAAAUGGUUCGGGCGAUCGAAGUGAGGGGAUUGAGCGAAUGAGAUGUAACGAUUGACGAUAUGGAUGAAUGAUGGAUGAAUGAACGCUAGAGAUGCUUGAGUG